Ectocarpus sp. CCAP 1310/34 is the source of this 703-nucleotide messenger RNA. Lineage: Eukaryota; Phaeophyceae; Ectocarpales; Ectocarpaceae. The record is from the annotation of a GenBank genome assembly.
AUGUGCUUCUUGGAGUCGCUGCGUGCGCCAACGAGUCGCCAGUACUUUGGAGUCUGUAUGAUGCCCAUCGCCUGGAAGCAAUGGUGGACCGCGCCAACCAACACUGCUCUAGGCCGGGUCGAACCUGCUGCCACCAUGUCUGCCCACCCGUCGUUGGUUGAGUGGAAGAAGCUGCGAUUCGUCAUCAUGGACGCCCCGAAGGCGAACAACUUGCACUUGUAUAUUAGAGAGCUCAAGAAGCAGAAUGUGGUGUGCGUUGUGCGCGUCUGCGAACCGACCUACCCUGCCUCCGAGGUCGAGGCCGCGGGCAUGAAGCUGCUGGAAAUGGAGUACGACGAUGGCGGUGCCCCUCCUGUUGAGAUCAUCAACAAAUGGCUUAAUGUGGUGAAGACCACAUUCCACAACGCUCCCGAUAGCUCGGGGCCCAACGGGUCGGAAGGACCGACCAUCGCCGUUCACUGUGUAGCGGGACUGGGGCGCGCACCGGUGCUGGUAGCCAUCGCUCUUAUCGAGUAUGGAAAGGAUCCAAUCAAGGCGGUAGAAUAUAUUCGCGACAGACGCCGCGGGGCCAUCAACCGCAAGCAGUUGUCGUACUUGGACAGCUACGAGCGAAGGAGCAGUGGCAACAGCUGUUCUUCUUGCGUCGUUAUGUGAAGGAACGUGAACUGUUUGUUCCCUUGGGUGUCUGACACCAAGUUAGGAC